Messenger RNA from Myxocyprinus asiaticus (Chinese sucker), 6634 nucleotides. It is a transcript of the gene slc9a6a, whose product is annotated as solute carrier family 9 member A6a. NCBI's taxonomy places the organism in Eukaryota, Metazoa, Chordata, Actinopteri, Cypriniformes, Catostomidae. The transcript has 16 exons. Gene Ontology annotation, molecular function: sodium:proton antiporter activity. Gene Ontology annotation, cellular component: membrane; recycling endosome. The record is from RefSeq and is a predicted model, not a curated record. Gene Ontology annotation, biological process: sodium ion transport; regulation of pH; proton transmembrane transport. Bases 221 to 2392 code for a protein of 723 amino acids.
AUGAAUAAUUAUUAUUUAAUUAUAAUUUAUAUGGCAAUAUGAAUAAUUCUUAUAUCAUUUAAAUAAUUUCAACAGGUAUGUACAUGUGCAGUUUAUGUAUAAAAUAUUUUCGCCGAUGAAUGACGGUGCAGAAUGAAACGAGACGUACAGUUUGGUUGGUCGCGUGACGCCACGUGCGGUGGGCGGAACGUUGCUAGGAAUCAGGAACAAUCCACAGCCUAUGAUUGUUUCUGCUUAUGCACCUGUCUGUGUUCAGCGAUCCUUUGUGCAUUUAUUAGUUUUGAUCUUUACAUCUAAAAGCAAUGCCAAUAUGGCCAAGAUGUGGAAAACCAACGCCACGAGGAAAAUAUGGGGAAGUCUGCCUGUGUUUAUUGUAGCGAGCUUGUCCGUCUGUUUGUGCCUGUGCAGAGCUGAAGACAGUGCAAUGGAGAACAUCGUGACAGAGAAGAAAGCUGAAGAGAGCCACAGACAAGACAGUGCAGACCUGCUGGUCUUCAUUCUGCUCCUCACCCUGACCAUUUUAACCAUAUGGUUGUUUAAACACCGCCGCUUCAGGUUUCUACACGAGACUGGACUGGCUAUGAUAUAUGGGUUGCUUGUAGGUGUUGUCCUGCGUUAUGGUAUCCAUGUGCCCAGUGACGUGAACAACAUUACGCUGAGCUGUAAUGUCAAUGCCAGUCCAGCCACAUUACUGGUCAAUGUCAGUGGUAAGUUCUAUGAGUACACUCUGAAAGGAGAGAUCGAUCCCAGUGAAUUUAAUGACAUCCAGGACAACGAGAUGCUCCGCAAGGUGACCUUUGACCCAGAGGUUUUCUUCAAUAUUCUCUUGCCCCCCAUUAUAUUUCAUGCUGGAUACAGUUUAAAGCGGAGACAUUUCUUCAGGAACUUGGGGUCUAUUCUUGCCUAUGCAUUUGUGGGAACCGUUGUGUCUUGUUUCAUCAUUGGGUUGUUAAUGUAUGGCUGUGUGAUGCUGAUGAAGCAAAUUGGCCAUCUGGCUGGGGACUUCUUCUUCACUGACUGCCUUUUCUUUGGUGCCAUUGUCUCAGCCACUGACCCAGUGACCGUCCUGGCCAUCUUUAACGAGCUACAGGUAGACGCUGAUCUGUACGCCCUGCUGUUUGGAGAAAGCGUUCUGAAUGAUGCUGUUGCUGUCGUACUGUCCUCGUCCAUUGUAGCAUAUCAGCCCCAUGGGGACAACACUCACACGUUUGAAGCUAUGGCCAUGCUGAAGUCCUUGGGCAUCUUCCUGGGAGUCUUCAGUGGUUCUUUUGCCCUGGGAGUUGCAACUGGAAUCGUUACAGCAUUUGUUACCAAGUUCACCAAGCUUAGAGACUUGCCGCUGCUGGAGACCGCACUGUUCUUCCUCAUGUCUUGGAGCACCUUCCUGCUUGCCGAGGCCUGUGGAUUUACAGGAGUGGUGGCAGUUCUGUUCUGUGGAAUGACACAAGCUCAUUACACCUUUAACAACCUUUCUCCUGAAUCUCAAGAAAGGACAAAACAAUUAUUCGAGCUGCUGAAUUUCUUGGCUGAGAACUUCAUAUUUUCCUACAUGGGCUUGACAUUGUUUACCUUCCAUAAUCAUGUCUUCAAUCCAAUCUUCAUAGUGGGAGCAUUUCUGGCUGUGUUUCUGGGCAGAGCGGCAAACAUCUACCCCCUCUCCUUCCUGCUCAACUUGGGCCGCAGAAACAAGAUCAGCCCCAAGUUCCAGCAUAUGAUGAUGUUUGCAGGUCUUCGUGGUGCCAUGACCUUUGCCCUGUCGAUCAGGGACACAGCCACAUAUGCACGGCAGAUGAUGUUCUCCACCACGCUGCUGGUGGUCUUCUUCACCGUCUGGUUCUGCGGAGGAGGCACGACUCAGAUGCUCUCCUGCCAGAAAAUCCGUGUUGGAGUGGACACAGAUCAGUACUCUAUUGGUCCUGAUGGAGUGGAGAGGAGGAGCACGAAACAGGAGAGUGCCUGGCUGUUCAGGAUCUGGUACAACUUUGAUCACAAUUAUAUGAAGCCCAUUCUGACCCACAGUGGACCACCACUCACUGCCACACUUCCUGCCUGCUGUGGCCCUCUGGCACGAUGCCUCACCAGUCCACAAGCUUAUGAGAAUGAAGAGCAGCUCAAAGACGACGACUCUGACCUCAUUCUGAAUGAUAGUGAUAUCUCUCUGACAUACGGUGACAUCACAGUGAGCACAGACGCAUCAGGUGCUCACACGAGUGGCAUGCCGGUGGGAGGAGUGGGCGUGAACUCUGACGAGGCUCUUGAUCGAGAGCUGGCGUUCGGUGACCAUGAGCUGGUGAUCCGAGGCACCCGAUUGGUCCUGCCCAUGGAUGAUACAGAGCCCCCCCAGCAUCUGGACUCCUACCGUCCCCGGCAUAAGAACGAAUCUAUGAGCUGAACGAAGAAGACAGUGACAGAACGAGCCUGUCUAUCUCUCUCUUCUCUCUUAUCAUCUCUACAUCAUCUGGAGCAAUCUCUCUCACCACCUCUCCUCUCUUUGAAGUGGCUGGUUUGAUGUCUCUACCUCAUGCGUCACUCUUUCUUCUGUUCUUUUAUGGUAUUACAGAAAUGUAAAUUAUUUAUUCACUUCUCCGCAAAGCAUUGUGGUUUUCUUUAUUUUUUUCCACGGCUCGGUCAUUAACCAGAUCUAACAGUGUUUUAAUGACAUCACAGAGCUCCGAAGGUUACCAUGCAUACUUUUGUUGUUUGUUUAGCAAGGCGUAAAAAAUUGCUGUGACCUGGCGUGCAUGCUUAUUUGUGUCCCCUCUUGAUGUGCGAGUGCUUGUUUAGAAGAUCUGAAAAGAGUCAAUGACAACAUUCCUGUGGGUCUAAAGCUUUUUACUGCUUUCUCUCUUUGUGACAGUCUAAACAGAGGCAUGCUGACUGGUGGCUCUGCGUUUGCUGUGCGGUGUCAAUCAAGUGCCUGUUGAAUGUAGUUUUCCCCCAAAAGACACUCUCUGCCGUCCUCUAGAUGGAGGCCUUGUAUUUUGAUACCGUACCGGGCCUCUGACCUGCUGCAGGCAGAUGCCAUUCACUCAGAGUAACCUGUGAUUGGCUGUAUAGACAUUCGUUUAAACGGUCUGCGCACAGGUCUGAUCUUAUAUCUUAUAUAUGAUCUUAUAUUGUGACCAUUGACUGUGAAUCUAUGAAGGUUGUAUGCCUUGUUGUAAGUGUUAUUUUCCGCACAGACAAAAGAUAUGUUAUUUUAGAAAUAGAGAGCCAGUCUUAUUGUGCAAUUUGUUUUUAUUUUUCUAAAACAAGCUGCAUAGAGCAUUAAAAUCUUUUUUUCUCUUUUUUUUCCACAGAUGUCAUGUUUAACUACGAAUGUCUAAAAUAGCGUAUAUAUUUAACAAAAAAAUGGGGGGAAAAAUUUCUAUAUUUUUUUUGCAGUAUAAGGCCAUCUGCUAAAAAGAGUACAAAUUAUAAAUCGUAAAAAAUAAAAUAAAAAAAAACUAGUGGAGCUUAUGCCAGAUCAUUUUUUUAUUAUUAUUAUUCCUAGUUUUUGCAUGACAUGUUAUGUGGAGAACCAAAACCCUCCACUAUUUCCUACCCAAUUUUUUUUGUGUGUGUGUGCGUUUUCUAAUAAAUUAGGACACAUUGUCUAGAUCAGUGUUGAAUGUCACAGCGGCACCGUUUUGAUAUGAAAGUAGGUGGGAAUAAGCGUAAUACUGUGGCUGUUCAGACAUUAGACACAUUUUAAAAGGGCGGAAAUGAAUAAAAUACGUUUUACUGCUCAUACUUAUCAAAAGAAAAAACAAUAAGGUAGAGGUUCAGGGAAAAUGUUCUGUCUGUAAUGGUUUUCAGGCUUGAAAAUAUGACCUUUUUGCAACUGACUGGCACCGGAACAGCAUGGUUGGUUAUAUUUACCUGCAGUUACGAAUGCACUGGAUUCACUCUGUAUUAAUGGCAUUUGAGUAACAUCUUUAAAUUUAGGCCUGUAUCCCAAUUUGCAUAGCAUCCAUAAUAAAUGUAUACAGAUUAGGAUUAGUGCAUCCCAAAUCAAAGUAUGUUGAAAAUGGUAUGUAUCCAUACAUACUUUUGGGUAGUAUUGCCCACAACCUGUGGAUGAGAAUUGUUUGUAAUGGUUUUUAGUCAAAAAAAAAAAAAUUAAAAAAUAGAGAGAGAUAGGAAUGUGAGGAUGAGGCUGUAACAGCAGUUUUUAAUGUAUGAACCUAUAAAUUAAGUAAUGAUUUUUAAACAAAGGCAUGAUGUUAAAACUAACGUAUCCAAACACAAACAGUAUAUGAUAAGGGUGACGCUGGUAUCAAGACACAAUGACAUGAAGUGGAAGCAUGUUCUCUACUGGUGUACCAUUGCCAUCGAAUUACAUUAAAUGCAUAGUAGAGGUAUGCAAAUAGGGAUGCACCUAAUGAUUUAGAGUCACUCUGGAUGGAAAUAUAAAGUGUCAACACGUUUAAGAAGUUAUAUUAUAUAUAGCCAAGACCAGAAUGAUCAUGGCAAAUGUUGUUUAGCUUGAAAAGUAAUGAAUUCUAGCAGUGGAGCAAACAGAAAACUGCUAGUUUGUUUUGUUUUUUGUUUUUGUUUUUCAGUGUUGGAUCUGUUGGUGGAAUGCCAUGGCUAUAAUUUCUGUCUGUUGAUGGAUUGCCAUGGCAAUGUUUGAAUCCAUAUGUUGUGAUAGGACAGCCCAUUGUUUGGUUGAGAGUCAGGGGGCAUCCAUAACUCUGUGGAGCUGUUGAGAGAUGCAGGAAGUUAAGAAGACAGCACUCUAGUGAUAAUGUCUGUGUGGUGGAAAGUUGUACAUGGUUUGGACAUUUGAGAGAAUGACUGAUAGUCAUUAAAGUAGCAGCAGUCACAGAAAGGGUUGGUGGAGGCCUUCUACACAGUUAUCUCCUGGGAGGCAAUGGAUUAUAGCAGAUUUGUUUUAUUUUUUAUUCCUGUUUUGUUGUUUGUUUGAUUUUUUUUUUUUUUUUCAAGUGAUGUACCUAAGAAAUACUUGGUCUCAUAGAAACGUUACUUUACCUACUUUUUUGCUAAAUGAUUUUCUCGUUGCACGAAUUGCAGCAGUUUUCUGGUGAAAUGAACACUAGAGGCACUACACCAAUAAUGACUUGUACCCUUUCACAUAAAUCAUGAGUAAAAGAGCAGAUUAUCAGUUCACAAACACUUACUUUUCACCCUGUUCCUCUCACAAUGCCAUCUUAUGACAUCAAAACACUUUUACUAUAGUGCAUAACUUUUUCAUUUUAACGUUUGCAUUACAUAACCAACUGUAUUUACAAGGUUGUUUGGGAGCAGUCAAAUUGCGCAGUAGCUCAACUGAUAAAGCGUUGCACAUGCGAUGCAAAGGGAGUCCUAAAGAGCAUGCGAGUCGACGUGUGAGCCGAAAGUAUCAUAGAAGCACUACAAAAUGACGUGGUUGCUUCAGCAGUUGUGUUUUUUAUUUCACAUUUGCUUUUAUGACACUAUCGGUUAGGUUUGAGGUUUUGUUUUAUUGAUUUAAAACUCGAUAGAGCAUUAACCUUAAAAAAAAAAAACUCAUCUGUUUGGAAGAGCAAUUAAGGCUGUAUGUAAUUUCUGCAUCACCAAACGGAAUUGUAAAAAUACUCGUCAUUUUUAAAACCACUUUAUGAAUACGCCCCCCAUCAUCCGUUGAGCGAACAAACAGAUAGUCCCGCCCUCCACACCAUUGGAGUCAAUGUUAUUGUGGUUAUAUCGACGGGUCGCUCAAAACAAACAUAGUGCUACAGAGACCCAUUGUGUGAAUGGCUUACUUAUAGUUGUCUCUGCAUAUUAAGCUUGGAUAGGAGAAAUUGUUUUAUAAUUGGAAAAAUUACAUGCUUCAUGCUUUUUUUUUUUUGUGCCACUCAGUGGACAUUUCACCUCAGAACUGCCAUGGAGGAGCCACGUAAUAUAAUUUAGCUUAAAUGUCCCCACAGUCACACAAUUUUAUGAGAUCAAGCUGAAUACAGCUAUUAUCUUCAUCAGAGCCCAAUGGCAUUUUCAGUGAUCUCAUGUUGUUUAUCCUCCAGCAUUUACCAGGAUGUCUGAAUUUCUCUUUCAAAGGAGAGUCAAUGCUUCAUGUGGAAAAAAACAAUGAUUUGAAUGCCAAGAGAAACAUCUGUUUGUAAGUCCUAUUUACCAAUUUAAGUGAUGUUUGUAUUUGUGGAUUUGAAGGAGUAAUCUUCUUUCAUAUUGUCAAUCAAGUAGGUGAACCUAUGAAAUCAGCGGACAGAUUGGAAAUGGAUUCUACUCUAUGAUAAACUAGAAUGUGCUGUACAUUUAAAGACAUUGUUACAGUAAAUAAUCUGUGAAUCCCAAUUAUUCAGGGGUGAGAUAACAAAACAUUUGUUCCUUUUUUUUAAAACAGUCAAGCAUAUACUCCUCAAAAAAGAAUAAAAAUAGACUAAACAUGAAUAACAAGAUACCAACUUUUCUCCUAAUACUAGGCAGACCUGUGCGUCCCAGCUGGUCCAAAGUAGCAGAACCAAGUUGACUGGGCUUAAAUGGGUGGUACAUGUGCUGUUUGUAUUGGUACAAAGCUGUGUGUUAUUCACACUAUGUGCAGCCUCUAUUUUAAUGUGUUGCAGGUACUGACUGUUUACAUCUGUGUAAAUAUUCUCAUCUGUUCAUGUGUGUGCAAUGAUCAAUAAACAGAAGCCUGAGCUUUCGAUUAAACCUG